This is a messenger RNA of Megalops cyprinoides (Indo-Pacific tarpon), 2526 nucleotides long. RefSeq names its product leiomodin-1-like. Lineage: Eukaryota; Metazoa; Chordata; Actinopteri; Elopiformes; Megalopidae. Gene Ontology annotation, molecular function: tropomyosin binding; actin binding. Gene Ontology annotation, cellular component: myofibril; striated muscle thin filament. The coding region runs from base 176 to 2239 and encodes 687 amino acids. The record is from RefSeq and is a predicted model, not a curated record. Gene Ontology annotation, biological process: muscle contraction; pointed-end actin filament capping; myofibril assembly. The transcript is spliced from 3 exons.
UGGACAGAACAAGACCAACGGACAGUUCUAUCCAGGGGUUUCUCGGUUAACUGGAUUGUACCCCUGAAUUGUUGUUUACGUAGUAGGUACAGAAAAAGCAGCGACUAUUCAAGGGGUGAUUAGAGGUCUCCUAACUUUCAAGUGCACUUUGGGGGUUCACUGUUUUGCGGCAAUCAUGUCGCGGCAGAUGAGCGACGACGCGGAUAUUGACAACUUGUUGGCAAAUCUGUCGCCCGAGGAGGUGGAGGAGCUGGAAAGAGAACUUACCGUGAUCGACCCCGACCCAAAUGUGCCGGUCGGUCUCAGACAAAGAAACCAGACGGAUAAACAACCGACCAGAAGCUACAAUCGGGAGGCCAUGCUGGACUACUGCGAGCGGGAGACUAAGAAACUCAUCGAAAGAGAGUUGUCCUUCGAGGGGGAGUCAAAGAACGAGAUCCGAAAGCAGGAGUCACCGAGGAAAGGCCAGGAAAGGAGCUUCUGUAGGUCUGACAGCCAGGGUGGCGUGGAGCUCAGGGGUUCAAACGCUGCACUCCAGAGAAAGGAGAGCAGCUCCACACAUCCAGACCGCAAGAGGAGAGAGGAGCCCAGAGAGGAGCAGGCAGGUCCCUCAAACAGGUUCAGAAGAGAGGAGAGCAGGGACAAGGAGAGGAGGGCCGAGGGUAAGGAGAGAGGCAAGAGUGGGGAAGGCAAGCUGGUGGAGAAAAGGGAGGAUGACAACAAAAAAGUUGAGAGCAGCAGCAAGACGAGGGCGCUGAUCUCUAAACUGCAGGAGAAAAAGGAGGAUGGGAAGGAGAGGGAGAGGAAAGAAGAAAUCAGAAAAAGAGAGGAGGGCAGGACAAAGGGACUAAUCUCUAAGCUACAGGAGAAAAAGGAGAAGGAGGUCAGCAAAGAAAGGGAGAGGAAAGAGGAAGUCAAGAAAAGGGAGGACAGCAAGACCAGAGGACUGGUCUCCAAACUGGGGAGGCAGCAGAGCCAAGCUGGAGAUGGCAGGACAGAGGAGCAGGAAAGAAGAGUAGAGAGAGGUAUGGAGAAAGGCCAGAGCAAUUUACAAAAGGAGCAGACACGCUCGCAAGAAAACAAGGUGAAAAAGACAGAAAAGAAUAAAGAGAAGGAGAUGGACGAAGAGAAGGUUAAGGUUAAGGAAGAGUCCUCUAAUGAGUGCAUGAAACAGAGCAGGAUUGAGGAUCCUGGAAACUGCAUUGCAGACGAGAGUCCAGUCUGCAAGUCCAAGGAUGGAGACGAGGAGGAUGAGGCAUCCAGCAUGUUCGACGAGCUGUUGGAAAAGGUCAGCAGCAACGAUCCUGGAAUGACUGAGCUCAAUGUCAACAACUCGGAUGUCAUCAAGACCAAAACACUCAUCCUAUUCGCUGAAGCCCUGAGGGGCAACAUGCACGUCAAGACGUUCGCCUUGGCCAACACACGAGCCGAUGACCACGUGGCCUACGCCAUCGCUGGCAUGCUGCGCUCCAACAAGACCGUCACCAGCGUUAACCUGGACUCCAACCUUCUCACCAGCAAGGGCAUCAUGUCUGUGAUCCAUGCCCUGCAGCACAAUGACACCCUGACAGAGCUGCGCUUCCACAACCAGCGGCAUAUCUGUGGUGGGAAGACCGAGAUGGAGAUGGCCAAGGUGCUGAGGGAGAACACCACGCUGCUCAAACUGGGCUACCACUUCGAGCUGGCGGGGCCGCGGAUGACCAUGACCAACAUCCUGAGCCGCAACAUGGACCGGCAGAGACAGCGACGGCUGCAAGAGCAGAAGCAGGCCCAGGCUCAGGCUCAGGCCCAGGCCCAGGCCCAAGAUCAGGCCCAGGCCCAGGAUCAGGCCCAGGCCCGGGCGCAGGCCAACGGUGGCAAGAAGGACUCUCUAGAGGUGCCCAAGACAGCUGGGGGCCCCACAAAGGCUUUUCCCAAGGCCUCCCCCAAACCCUCCCCAGAGUCCUCUCGUUGGUCUUCCCCCAGGACCACACCCAAGAAAGGGAGUGGAGGAGGAGGAGGAGGAGGAACGGGAGGAGGCGGAGCACCCCCAGUGCCCCCUCCCCCGCCUCCACCUGCCCCCACCCUUGACUGUAAUUUCCUGAGGAACUCCCUGACUCCUGUCUCACAGAGGAAGCUUGAGGACCGGAGCUUAGGGCGUGGUGGAGAGAAGAAUUCCAGGGACCAGCUGCUGGCCUCUAUUCGCAAUAACAACAUGAAAAAACUUAAAAAGGUAGAAGUACCAAAACUGCUGCGAUAGGUGACAAGAGGCCAGGAGCAAAGGAGGAGAGCAAUCGUGUGGAUGGACAUCUCAUGGACCCUUGGGAGAUAAAAACAAAUUUGUUUCACCAAACAUCUGGAUGCAAUUUAGCCAUGGGGCUGCAGUACAUAGGAGGCAUAUGUAGAGGAGCUACAAGAGUGUGUGUGUGGUGGAGAGUGUGAAGCCUCCCUCCUUGGUCCUCACGGAGCCCUCUGAACAGGACAGUGGAGGUUGCUGGGUAGGCCGGUGCGAACUGGCUGCAGAAGGUGCUCCAGGGAAGGGCUACA